CCGUCCAAUCACCCUAUUCCGCCCCGGCACUACUCGAUCAGUCAGUGUCGGACUGUCGGUCCACCGGGGUCACUGUGCCCCAACAUGGCGUGGAGAAGCUACGUCGGCUUGUUCUGCCGGAGCAGCGAAUACACUCUACGGAGUGUAAGGGGAGGCAGCAGGUGGCCUCACAACUUCCAGCAGCGUUGCAGCUUCAGGAAAGUCGCCAAGAAACCAGAAACCAAAAACGUUAAAGAGGAGCUACUACCCGCCCACUUCGAAUCCACUGAGGCGGCGUUGCACCGGCAACCCCCUUCCAGAUCACCGCGCUCCUUCAGCCGUCUUCUCCGCCCUCUGGUCUUCACCGUGGGGUUUACAGGCUGCUCCUUCGGCUCGGCGGCCAUCUGGCAGUACGAGUCGCUCAAAACCCGCGUGCAGAGCUACUUCGACGGGCUGCGAACCGAUUGGUUGGAUAAAGUGCGGCUGCCGAAGCGAGGAGAAGCCCACAAGGACCUCAUCGAAUUCUGGAACAGUUUGAGUGAAGGUCAGCGGACAGUCACAGCGAUCAUUGCAGCCAAUGUCCUCGUGUUCUGCUGUUGGCGCCUGCCGGCACUGCAGCGCUCCAUGAUAAAGUACUUCGCCGCUGACCCCGCCUCCAAGACGCUGUGCUCGCCCAUGCUGCUGUCCACCUUCAGCCACUUCUCCUUCCUCCACAUGGCCGUCAACAUGUACGUCCUGUGGGGCUUCUCCAGCAGCGCCGUCUCCAUACUGGGCAGGGAGCAGUUCAUGGCCGUCUACCUUUCUGCGGGUGUCAUUUCCACCUUUGUCAGUUACGUGAGCAAGAUGGCCAGCGGGAGGUUGGGUCCUUCUCUCGGAGCGUCUGGCGCCAUCAUGACCAUAGUGGCUGUAGUUUGCACCAAAAUGCCUGAAGUCAAACUGGCCAUCAUCUUCCUCCCCAUGUUUACCUUCACUGCUGCUAACGCGCUAAAGGGCAUCAUCGCCUUGGAUACGGCCGGUUUGGUGUUGGGGUGGAAAAUGUUUGACCACGCUGCUCAUUUGGGUGGAGCCCUUUUUGGCAUCUGGUACGUCACGUUUGGACACGAGCUCAUUUGGAAGAACCGGGAGCCUUUUGUCAAGUUAUGGCACGAGCUGAGGACAGGCGGCGGCGGCGGCGGCGGGAGCAAAGGCGGCCAUUGAGGAGGCCCCGAGUAGGAUGCGGAAUGAACUGAGGGGAUCAAAGCGGUCCCAACAUGUAAACCUGAUAAAUAGUUGCUCAGACUAUUCGGUGAUUUGAACACCAGGGGGCACCACCAUUCAUGAACACCAAAUAUCACAGCGGAUUUUGUUCAUUAUUUCCCCCUCUCU
Molecule: messenger RNA, 1344 nt
Organism: Nerophis lumbriciformis (worm pipefish)
Lineage: Eukaryota; Metazoa; Chordata; Actinopteri; Syngnathiformes; Syngnathidae
Gene: parlb
Product: presenilin associated, rhomboid-like b
Cellular component (GO): membrane
Molecular function (GO): serine-type endopeptidase activity
Source: RefSeq, a predicted model, not a curated record